AUGAAUGAUUAUCUAGGAGAUGAUGAUGUGGACAUUCUAAACACAAAACAUUAUUAUGGUAAAUUAGAUAAGGGAUUGGAACUUUGUCAAUAUUAUGAGUUUUAUGAUAAAGCAAAAACCGAAUUAGAUAAAAAUGCAGGACUUGAGAAGGAUUCCGAUAAAAUUAUAAGCGCUUUAUGUUAUGUAUAUACAAUGAGUUCGAAUGCACACUUUGAUACGAAUAUCUGUAACUUUUUAUAUUAUUGGUUAGGCAAUAUAUUACUAGAAAAAUUAAUUACGAAGGAUUUAUUUCAUGAAGUUAUUCUCGAUCUUUUUAAUACCUUAAUAAAUAAGAACCGCAAAAUUUGUGAACUUCCUCAUUCUUUAAUGUUCAAGGAAGAUUUUAAGGAUUUUAAAUUAAUUUUUGAUUGCUCAGAAGAUUACAAAAGCUAUAAAGUACAAUAUAUUAAUCCUAUAAAGUCCUGUAAUAAUAAUUAUAACAGUCAUUUGGAAAGUAAUAUCGAAAUUUAUAACAGGUUCUACAGUGAAUGCGAAGUACACGACCUUAAAAAACCAUAUUGUGACACAUUUAGAAAAUAUUUUUCUGAUAAAAAUGGCAAUCUUUUAUCACAAUUCAAAUGUAAAUUAGAAACAAAGGAUCCCAGAGUUCGUCAAUUAGAAAAAGGCCACAUGGAAGCACAAGCACAAGCACGAGGACGACAAAUCAUCGGAGGACUACAAGGAGAAGAAGAAUUUUCUGUAGUACCCGAAAUAGAAGAUUCUCCUGCAGAAUUUCCUAGUUCAACAGAUUUUUAUGUAAAUAGAGAGGAUUCUCAAAUGGGUAGUAAUUCUCUUCCUUCAGAUGGUACUCCCUCUUCUAUAACAUCUAAAAGUAUUACUGGUGCUGUAUCAGUUGCUGGAGCUUUAGUACCUUCAUAUCUACUGUACAAUUAUACUCCCGCUGGAAACUUGAUAAACAAGUUAUUAGGAAGAACAACAAGGAUGAAUCAUAAUCCACUAACGGAAGCGCAAUUAAUGAAUAAUUUUUACCAGCCUGAAGGAUUCAAUUCAGAAAGAAGCGGAUAUAAUAUAUCGUACCGCCCUGUAUAA
Messenger RNA from Plasmodium vivax (malaria parasite P. vivax), 1089 nucleotides. RefSeq names its product variable surface protein Vir7, putative. The transcript is spliced from 3 exons. The coding region runs from base 1 to 1089 and encodes 362 amino acids. Lineage: Eukaryota; Apicomplexa; Aconoidasida; Haemosporida; Plasmodiidae. The record is from RefSeq and is a predicted model, not a curated record.